Messenger RNA from Folsomia candida, 1698 nucleotides. RefSeq names its product ataxin-10. Bases 47 to 1387 code for a protein of 446 amino acids. The record is from RefSeq and is a predicted model, not a curated record. Gene Ontology annotation, biological process: neuron projection development. The transcript has 7 exons. Gene Ontology annotation, cellular component: cytosol. Lineage: Eukaryota; Metazoa; Arthropoda; Collembola; Entomobryomorpha; Isotomidae.
GAGUAGACUUCCUGCAAACCACAAGUGUUUUAAACUAGGAAGCAAGAUGAUGAGUGGGUUAUCGGGUGAGGGUGUGUCGAGGGGGGAGGAGGACCAGUUGCUGAAAAAGUUGGAGAAACUUACGACCGAGUGUGGAAGAGAGGAGAGUUGCCGGUUCAACCUGGAUCCACAAAUAUUCCUGGAAGUAGACAUAGUUCUUACGAAGCAUGUCGCAAAUGACGAAACAUGCAUUGUCGAAGAUGCUUUCCCCAUUGUCACUCAGAUUCUACGGUUCCUGAGAAAUGCUGUCGCUGCUUGCAAACCAAACCAAGACUUUAUUCGUGAAAAGACGGAUAUUAUCUUAACGUCGAACAAGGUGUUGGAUCAAAUGACUGACUUGAUCAAAACCGCUGGGGACAGCACUCGCUUCGAAAAUUAUCUGGUGGUUGCAAGAUGCACACUUCAGUUCCUGAUGAAUUUUAUGGUGAACAAUUUGGACAAUGUUGAUACACUCAUCUCUCUGUCUACAGUUACUUCCAUAUCCCAAUUAUUUACAACUACUCAGGACGAAAAAAUUAUUGAGUAUGCUGCCAUGAAUUUCCAUACGUUCCUAAAACAGAAGCCGGAUAUUGAAUUAGAUAUUGCCAUUAUUCCUGUUAUUCUUGGAAACACCCAUCUGGAAUUCAUAAUGUAUGUGAUUGAGACUCUUGCUACAAAUGACCAAUUUCUACGUCGUAUCUACCCAGGUCUUAGCGUGGAGCUUCGGGUGAAAUUUAUACGUGUUAUUGUUGCUCAUACCGAACUUCACGAUAAAUUACCACCCGAGAUUACGACGUUCUUUUCUGAUGAAUUCAAACAAAAAUCCGACCUCAUCCUAAAAUCUCAACUACAGAAUGACGACUGGAUGGCGUGGGAAAUUGCGUCCCUUUUGGAACUGCUUUGCUGCCUCAGUGCAUUAGAUCAGUCCAUCUUAAAAGCAGAUGUUUCUCUCCUAACGACAGUGAUCUUUCUACUAAAAUCAGUCCAUUCGGUGAGUAAAGCCGAUCCUGGGUCCACGUCAAAGGAGACGCUGGAUUUUUCUUCAGUCACAAACAUUGAUGCAAUGACAGGCAGUGAAGAGAUGCGAGACCAACCAACUUUCCAAUUCAAAGCCCACUUAAUCAGGCUCACUGCAAAUCUAAUUUAUCGUAACUUCGCCAACCAAGAGAUGGUGCGAGAGAUGGAAGUUCUCCCAGUGAUCUUGGACAGUUGUAAUAUUGACGCUAGAAACCCAUUUAUAACACAGUGGGCAGUUCUCGCCAUACGUAAUGCGUGCGAAGGUAAUACGGCCAAUCAAGAACUGGUUCGCUCAGUGCAACAAAUUGAUACAAAGGACAAAUUAAGCAAAGUACAAUUAGUUGGACUGUAAUAAAUCGUUUGAUAACUAAUGCGCAAGGGAUGUAUUAUAUUAUUAGAUAAUUAGAAUGGCAUUUUAUUGAAAUUUGAAGAGGAAAGGUAUAGUUUAGCUACUUUAAAUUGUAGUAGUAAGUUCAACGUAUAUAAAACGUUACAUAAUUAAUGUAACACAAAUAAUAGUGAUUAAUAAUAGUAAUAGCUAACAAUUGAGAGAAAGAACUUUCGAAUUAAUACAUGCCAACUUAGAGUGGCAGAGGAAAAGUAUCUAAUUUGUACUUUUAAAAUUUAGUGUCAUAUGAAUUAAUUCGUAAAACAGUAUACCAG